CAGCAUUGUUCCACUGAGCUACAUUACCAGCCUCUAUUUGGGUUUUGAAUUCAGACUUUACCAUUGCCUGUGAUGAUUACUCAAUGGGCCUCAAAGAUGGAUAGAAGCUGAAUACCCAUAUUUUAGGGCUAGGAGAAUUGGGGAGCUGUGCACAGUUCUGGCUCUGAAUCUCCGUCCUGAGUUAUGCUGAGGGAAUGCCACCACCCCAUGAAAAAUGCACCAAAGUCUGGAGCAGUGGGAUCCAGUGAACCAGUGAGUUUAUUGGGGGUCAAUUACAGAGCAAGAAGAAGGGUUAUAUAUAGGAACAUGGACCCCCCCCUCCAAAGCAGCCACUUUGAUGGGAAUUCCUGUCGGGUUUACUACUUGGAUGCUCCUCCUUCAGCCUCAGGAUGAGGGCUUACUUACAGAGCAUGGGGACCCCAGAGCAGCUGCACCACUGAGAAGUCUCAUAUCACUCUUGAGGACCUCCCCAUGACUAUUUCCAGGAGCUCCUUGUCCCUGUCCAGGAGUAUGUGACCCCCCUUCCCCAAGCAACACUUCAGUGGGGCUCACUAUGCCAGGAUUACCUCAUGGGUGGUCCUCCCUCAGCCUCUACGUUCAGAGCAUGGAAACACCACCUCAGUGGAGCUCAUUGUUCUAGAUCUUUCAUCUUCUAUAUACCCUGUUUCCCUCUGACAUCGCAAGACCCCAUGCAUGGUUAUAUACAGCUGGUGCAGGAGGCAGCUGAAUCUCAGGUGGGGAUCAGAUUACCCUCACUGUGCCUUCUCUUGUGAGUUGACUCAGCUGCUUUUGAUGACAUUGGCAAUAGUAGCUUACACUGCUUAAUGGGGAGGAAAUUUGCCAGGAGUAUGGAGACCCCAGAGCAGCACUUCAGUGGGACUCACUAUGUUGGGCUUAGAUCCAUGGAUGCUUCUCCCUCAGACUUGGGGUAAGGGCUUACUUACAAAGCAUGAGACCCCCCCCCCCAACAAACAGCAGCACUUCAGAGGGCUUUAUAUAUAUAUCUAAACCCUGUGGAGGCUCCCUGCUCAGGGUGACGGCUUGCUUACAGAGCUUACAGACCCAAAAGCAUACUUUGUUGGAUUAUUGAGAUUACCUGUGUGGAUGUUAACCCGUUCAGGCUCAGGGUGAGAGCUUGCUUAUAGAGCAUGAGUUUCACCCCCCACACACACACUCACAGAAGGAGAACUUAAGGAGCCCAAUGAAAAGAGCCCAGAAGGAAACAGCCCAGCACUUUUUGCAUGUGGUGAGGACAGUCCUUCCUCAGGAUAAUAAGAACAACAAGCCAGACAGAGUGCUAACAGGAAACUACAGGAUUUUAGAGGUGGCAUGACACAGUCCCUUGCAAAGAAAAACCAGUUUGAAAGCGAUCUCAGUGCUUCCUUUAAAAACCCUCAGUGAUAACCUUGAACAUGUCCUCACGAAGCAACAACAGCAAAGGCAGGACCAUCAUCCCAGGUACCCUUGGGGGCUUGUGCAUUUCUGUAACCAGUGCUAAGUAGAUACAAGUGCAGAGAGCUAGGAACAAGAAGGAAAGCUCACUGCUAUUAGCUCACCAGCAAAGGAAUAUUGUGCACCAAGCCCAGAUGGCCAGAAAGUGACAUUGGGAUAUGUUAAAAAUUUACAAGAGAUAUUCUUAAAGAGAACCAAGGCUUUGGGUGAAAAUUUACCUCUUGGUGGAUAAAGUCACAUACUGAAUGAAAUGAAAUGGUCAACAUGGAGGAAAAACUCAUAAAGAAUAAAGAACAAGAGCAAAAUAUGCCCCCCCCCCAUUGGAAAGUACCUUCAAUCCAUGCAUUCCCGAGCGCUGAAGAAAGCAUGUGGUCCUGGCAUCUGCAGUCAAGGCACAGCCUUUGGUGUACUAGCAGGAUUUCCAGUAGAAAGCAGCUUGCCUCCUUUAUCAUUUGUUUGCCACAUGCAAGACUCCGCCUCUCUUCUGCUGUCCUCACUCUGCCAUAGGCCUCAGGGCCUUGGCCUGUGGUUCAUUUUUCUAUCUCCAGCUUUCUGCCGAGCCAUUAUUGACUGUUCCGACUGGGGGUCCAUUAGCAUUUUACCCAUGCGUGCAAGUUAUGGGUCCUCUCAUGAGUUCCAGCUGUGAUGUUUCAGCCAGUCAGACAUAUUCUCUUGUCACUGCCCAUCAUGUAUGCUAAGUGACACCUCUGAGGAUGGCGAGGUUCUGAAGGCUGUGUUGAGCACCAGGGUCUGGCCAAGUCCCAGAAAACAGUAACCAUGGCACCCAAGGCAAGGAAGUCCUUAGAGCUGCCAAAUGUCACCAGAUGCUUGCAGAUCCUACUUCCAAUGACUCGAGGAGCCCAAGUGUAAAGAGCCCAGAAGGAAAAAGCCCAGCACUUUAUGCAUGUAGCGAAGACAGUCCUUCCUCAGGAUAAUAUGAACAACGCGCCAAGGAGUGUGCUCACAGGAUGCUACAGGAUUUUAGAGGUGGCAUGACACAGUCCCUUGCAAAGAAAAACCAGUUUGAAAGCGAUCUCAGUGCUUUCUUUAAAAACCCUCAGUGACAACCUUGAACAUGUCCUCAAGGUGCAACAACAGCAAAGGCAGGACCAUCAACCCAAGAACCCUUGGGGGCUUGUGCAUUUCUGUAACCAGUGCUAAGUAGAUACAAGUGCAGAGAGCUAGGAACAAGAAGGAAAGCUCACUGCUAUUAACUCACCAGCAAAGGAAUAUUGUGCACCAAGCCCAGAUGGCCAGAAAGUGACAUUGGGAUAUGUUAAAAAUUUACAAGAGAUAUUCUUAAAGAGAACCAAGGCUUUGGGUGAAAAUUUACCUCUUGGUGGAUAAAGUCACAUACUGAAUGAAAUGAAAUGGUCAACUUGGAGGAAAAACUCAUAACGAACAGUCAGGAGCAAAAUAUGGCCCCCCCCUUGGAAAGUACCUUCAAUCCAUGCAUUCCCGAGGCGCUGAAGAAAACAUGUGAUCUGGGCAUCUGCAGUCAAGGCACAGCCUUAGGUGUACUAGCAGGAUUCCCAGUAGAAAGCAGCUUGCCUCCUUUAUCAUUUGUUUGCCACAUGCAAGACUCCGCCUCUCUUCUGCUGUCCUCACUCUGCCAUAGGCCUCAGGGCCUUGGCCUGUGGUUCAUUUUUCUAUCUCCAGCUUUCUGCCGAGCCAUUAUUGACUGUUCCGAUUGGGGGUCCAUUAGCAUUUUACCCAUGCGUGCAAGUUAUGGGUCCUCUCAUGAGUUCCAGCUGUGAUGUUUCAGCCAGUCAGACAUAUUCUCUUGUCACUGCCCAUCAUGUAUGCUAAGUGACACCUCUGAGGAUGGCGAGGUUCUGAAGGCUCUGAUGAGCACCAGGGUCUGGCCAAGUACCAAAAAACAGUAACCAUGGCACCCAAGGCAAGGAAGUCCUUAGAGCUGCCAAAUGUCAGCAGAUGCUUGCAGGUCCUCCUUCCAAUGACUCGAGGAGCCCAAGUGAAAAGAGCCCAGAAGGAUAAAGCCCAGCACUUUAUGCAUGUAGCGAGGACAGUCCUUCCUCAGGAUAAUAUGAACAACAUGCCAAGGAGCGUGCUCACAGGAUGCUACAGGAUUUUAGAGGUGGCAUGACACAGUCCCUUGCAAAGAAAAACCGGUUUGAAAGCGAUCUCAGUGCUUCCUUUAAAAACCCUCAGUGACAACCUUGAACAUGUCCUCAAGAUGCAACAACAGCAAAGGCAGGACCAUCAUCCCAGGUACCCUUGGGGACUUGUGCAUUUCUGUAACCAGUGCUAAGUAGAUACAAGUGCAGAGAGCUAGGAACAAGAAGGAAAGCUCACUGCUAUUAGCUCACCAGCAAAGGAAUAUUGUGCACCAAGCCCAGAUGGCCAGAAAGUGACAUUGGGAUAUGUUAAAAAUUUACAAGAGAUAUUCUUAAAGAGAAUCGAGGCCAUGGGUGAAAAUUUUCCUCUUGGUGGGCAAAGUCACAUACUGAAUGAAAUGGUCAACUUGGAGGAAAAACUCAUAAAGACCAGUCAGGAGCAAAAUGUGGUCCCCCUUGGAAAGUACCUUCAAUCCAUGCAUUCCCGAGGCGCUGAAGAAAGCAUAUGAUCCUGGCAUCUGCUGUCAAGGCACAGCCUUAGGUUAACUAGCAGGAUUUCCAGUAGAAAGCAGCUUGCCUCCUUUAUCAUUUGUUUGCCACAUGCAAGACUCCGCCUCUCUUCUGCUGUCCUCACUCUGCCAUAGGCCUCAGGGCCUUGGCCUGUGGUUCAUUUUUCUGUCUCCAGCUUUCUGCCGAGCCAUUAUUGACUAUUCCGAUUGGGGGUCCAUUAGCAUUUUACCCAUGCGUGCAAGUUAUGGGUCCUCUCAUGAGUUCCAGCUGUGAUGUUUCAGCCAGUCAGACAUAUUCUCUUGUCACUGCCCAUCAUGUAUGCUAAGUGACACCUCUGAGGAUGGCGAGGUUCUGAAGGCUGUGUUGAGCACCAGGGUCUGGCCAAGUCCCAGAAAACAGUAACCAUGGCACCCAAGGCAAGGAAGUCCUUAGAGCUGCCAAAUGUCACAGAUGCUUGCAGGUCCUCCUUCCAAUGACUCGAGGAGCCCUUGUGUAAAGAGCCCAGAAGGAAAAAGCCCAGCACUUUAUGCUUGUGGCGAGGACAGUCCUUCCUCAGGAUAAUAUGAACAACGCGCCAAGGAGUGUGCUCACAGGAUGCUACAGGAUUUUAGAGGUGGCAUGACACAGUCCCUUGCAAAGAAAAGCCAGUUUGAAAGCGAUCUCAGUGCUUCCUUUAAAAACCCUCAGUGACAACCUUGAACAUGUCCUCAAGAUGCAACAACAGCAAAGGCAGGACCAUCAUCCCAGGUACCCUUGGGGGCUUGUGCAUUUCUGUAACCAGUGCUAAGUAGAUACAAGUGCGGAGAGCUAGGAACAAGAAGGAAAGCUCACUGCUAUUAGCUCACCAGCAAAGGAAUAUUGUGCACCAAGCCCAGAUGGCCAGAAAGUGACAUUGGGAUAUGUUAAAAAUUUACAAGAGAUAUUCUUAAAGAGAAUCGAGGCCAUGGGUGAAAAUUUUCCUCUUGGUGGGCAAAGUCACAUACUGAAUGAAAUGGUCAACUUGGAGGAAAAACUCAUAAAGACCAGUCAGGAGCAAAAUGUGGUCCCCCUUGGAAAGUACCUUCAAUCCAUGCAUUCCCGAGGCUCUGAAGAAAGCAUAUGAUCCUGGCAUCUGCUGUCAAGGCACAGCCUUAGGUUAACUAGCAGGAUUUCCAGUAGAAAGCAGCUUGCCUCCUUUUUCAUAAUUUUUUGCCACAUGCAAGACUCCGCCUCUCGUCUGCUGUCCUCACUCUGCCAUAGGCCUCAGGGCCUUGGCCUGUGGUUCAUUUUUCUAUCUCCAGCUUACUGCUGAGCCAUUAUUGAAUGUUCCGAUUGGGGGUCCAUUAGCAUUUUACCCAUGCGUGCAAGUUAUGGGUCCUCUCAUGAGUUCCAGCUGUGAUGUUUCAGCCAGUCAGACAUAUUCUCUUGUCACUGCCCAUCAUGUAUGCUAAGUGACACCUCUGAGGAUGGCGAGGUUCUGAAGGCUCUGAUGAGCACCAGGGUCUGGCCAAGUACCAGAAAACAGUAACCAUGGCACCCAAGGCAAGGAAGUCCUUAGAGCUCCAAAUGUCAGCAGAUGCUUGCAGGUCCUCCUUCCAAUGACUCGAGGAGCCCAAGUGAAAAGAGCCCAGAAGGAAAAAGCCCAGCACUUUAUGCAUAUGGCGAGGACAGUCCUUCCUCAGGAUAAUAUGAACAACGUGCCAAGGAUUGUGCUCACAGGAUGCUACAGGAUUUUAGAGGUGGCAUGACACAGUCCCUUGCAAAGAAAAACCAGUUUGAAAGCGAUCUCAGUGCUUCCUUUAAAAACCCUCAGUGACAACCUUGAACAUGUCCUCAAGAUACAACAACAGCAAAGGCAGGACCAUCAUCCCAGGUACCCUUGGGGGCUUGUGCAUUUCUGUAACCAGUGCUAAGUAGAUACAAGUGCAGAGCUAGGAACAAGAAGGAAAGCUCACUGCUAUUAGCUCACCAGCAAAGGAAUAUUGUGCACCAAGCCCAGAUGGCCAGAAAGUGACAUUGGGAUAUGUUAAAAAUUUACAAGAGAUAUUCUUAAAGAGAAUCGAGGCCGUGGGUGAAAAGUUUCCUCUUGGUGGGCAAAGUCACAUACUGAAUGAAAUGGUCAACUUGGAGGAAAAACUCAUAAAGACCAGUCAAGAGCAAAAUGUGGUCCCCCUUGGAAAUUACCUUCAAUCCAUGCAUUCCCGAGGCGCUGAAGAAAGCAUGUGAUCCUGGCAUCUGCUGUCAAGGCACAGCCUUAGGUGUACUAGCAGGAUUUCCAGUAGAAAGCAGCUUGCCUCCUUUAUCAUUUGUUUGCCACAUGCAAGACUCCGCCUCUCUUCUGCUGUCCUCACUCUGCCAUAGGCCUCAGGGCCUUGGCCUGUGGUUCAUUUUUCUGUCUCCAGCUUACUGCUGAGCCAUUAUUGAAUGUUCCGAUUGGGGGUCAUUAGCAUUUUACCCAUGCGUGCAAGUUAUGUGUCCCCUCAUGAGUUCCAGCUGUGAUGUUUCAGCCAGUCAGACAUAUUCUCUUGUCACUGCCCAUCAUGUAUGCUAAGUGACACCUCUGAGGAUGGCGAGGUUCUGAAGGCUCUGAUGAGCACCAGGGUCUGGCCAAGUACCAGAAAACAGUAACCAUGGCACCCAAGGCAAGGAAGUCCUUAGAGCUGCUAAAUGUCAGCAGAUGCUUGCAGGUCCUCCUUCCAAUGACUCGAGGAGCCCAAGUGAAAAGAGCCCAGAAGGAAAAAGCCCAGCACUUUAUGCUUGUGGCGAGGACAGUCCUUCCUCAGGAUAAUAUGAACAAUGAGCCAAGGAGAGUGCUCACAGGAUGCUACAGGAUUUUAGAGGUGGCAUGACACAGUCCCUUGCAAAGAAAAACCGGUUUGAAAGCGAUCUCAGUGCUUCCUUUAAAAACCCUCAGUGACAACCUUGAACAUGUCCUCAAGAUACAACAACAGCAAAGGCAGGACCAUCAUCCCAGGUACUCUUGGGGACUUGUGCAUUUCUGUAACCAGUGCUAAGUAGAUACAAGUGCAGAGAGCUAGGAACAAGUAGGAAAGCUCACUGCUAUUAGCUCACCAGCAAAGGAAUAUUGUGCACCAAGCCCAGAUGGCCAGAAAGUGACAUUGGGAUAUGUUAAAAAUUUACAAGAGAUAUUCUUAAAGAGAACCGAGGCCGUGGGUGAAAAAUUUUCCUCUUGGUGUAUAAAGUCACAUACUGAAUGAAAUGGUCAACUUGGAGGAAAAAACUCAUAAAGAACAGUCAAGAGCAAGAUGUGGCCACCCUUGGAAUGUACCUUCAAUCCAUGCAUCUGCAAUCCAGGAGAUGGCUGGCAGAGCCCUCAAGCAGACCGGCAGCAGGAGCAUUGAAGCUGCCCUGGAGUACAUUAGUAAGAUGGGCUACCUGGAUCCCAGGAAGGAGCAGAUCGUGCGGGUCAUCAAGCAGACUUCCCCUGGAAAGGGUCUGGCACCCACCCCAGUAACUCGGCGGCCCAGUUUCGAGGGCACAAGUGAUGUGUUCCCAUCUUAUCAUCACAUAGGUGGCACAGCCUAUGAUGGCCCAGGGUUUGGCGUGGACAGCCCUCCAGCACUGGAUGAAGUGCCUCGGCAAUAUGUGGACUUCCUCUUCCCUGGGGCUGGCGUACACAGCACACCAUGCCACCAACACCCUCCCAAGGGCUAUGGCGCAGCUGUGGAGGUAGCGGGCACGCAUUUUCCAGGUGGACACUAUGGCCGUGCACACCUGCUGGUGGCUACUGAGCCACCAGGCUAUGGAGUGCAGCGCAGCUCCUCCUUCCAAAGCAAGACUCAGCCUGAGGCAGCGGGUGGGUAUGCAGGCCUGGCUUCCAAGGCCCAGGGAGGCCCACCCAGCACCAGCCUUGUCUUCCAGGCUCCCACUGGGGGUGUGUACCCAACACACACACACCACAAGCCAGCUGGGCCGGGGGCCCACCAACUGCACAUGAUGGGUGCCUGUGGCCCAGCAUACACAGGGGAUAGCCCUCCACAGGGCCUGAUUACCCCCUCCAGAAACAGCCUCAAUAUGGACCUGUAUGACCUGGGCAGCACCGCAGUGCCAUGGCCAGCAGCCCCAUUGGCUCGCCGUGACUCCCUGCAAAAGCCUGGGCUGGAGGCACCACGUCAGCAUGUUGCCUUCCGGUCUACCGGCCCAGGGCCCAGUAGGACCAACUCCUUCAGCAGCCCACAGCCACGCUCCAGUGCACCAGGCCAGCCAGAGCCCUCGCUCCCUGCUCCCAACACUGUUACCACAGUGACAGCCACACACAUCCUGCACCCAGUGAAGAGUGUUCGUGUGCUGAGGCCUGAGCCACAGACUGCAGUGGGGCCCUCACACCCCGCCUGGGUACCUGCACCUGCUACAGUGGCCGAGAGCCUGGAGGUAAAGGACGAACAUGCCCUCAGCCUGAGUGGCACCACUGCACACCCACUGGACAUGGAGUAUGGCAACCCAGAACGCAGGUGCCCACCACCACCCUACCCAAAGCACCUGCUGCUGCCUAGCAAAGCAGAGCAGUAUGACCGGGACCUGGACAGCCUGUGCACUGGCAUGGAGCAGAGCCUGCAUGGGGGUAUGGCAGCUGAGCCUGACAGGAGUGACAAGAGCCACAAGAAUGCCAAGGGGGACAAAGGCAGCAAGGACAAAAAACAGAUUCAGACUUCUCCAGUGCCUGUCCGGAAAAGUAGCAGGGAUGAAGAGAAGAGAGAGUCACGCAUCAAGAGCUAUUCCCCAUAUGCCUUUAAGUUCUUCAUGGAGCAGCACGUGGAAAAUGUCAUCAAAACCUACCAGCAGAAGGUCAACCGGAGGCUGCAGCUGGAGCAGGAAAUGGCCAGAGCUGGACUCUGCGAGGCUGAGCAGGAACAGAUGAGGAAAAUCCUCUACCAAAAGGAGUCUAACUAUAACAGGCUGAAGAGGGCCAAGAUGGAUAAAUCCAUGUUUGUGAAAAUCAAAACCCUGGGCAUUGGUGCCUUUGGAGAAGUGUGUCUUGCCUGUAAGGUGGACACUCAUGCCCUUUACGCCAUGAAGACACUGAGGAAGAAAGACGUCCUGAACCGGAACCAGGUGGCCCAUGUCAAGGCUGAGCGGGACAUCCUGGCUGAAGCAGACAAUGAGUGGGUGGUCAAACUUUACUACUCCUUCCAGGACAAAGACAGCCUGUACUUUGUCAUGGACUACAUCCCCGGUGGGGACAUGAUGAGCCUGCUCAUCCGGAUGGAGGUCUUCCCAGAGCACCUGGCCCGCUUCUACAUUGCCGAAUUGACUCUGGCUAUCGAGAGUGUCCACAAGAUGGGCUUUAUCCACCGGGACAUCAAGCCUGACAACAUCUUGAUAGAUUUGGAUGGUCACAUCAAGCUGACAGAUUUUGGCCUCUGCACCGGAUUCAGGUGGACUCACAAUUCCAAGUACUAUCAGAAAGGAAACCACGUCAGACAGGACAGCAUGGAGCCUGGCGACCUGUGGGAUGAUGCUUCUAACUGUCGCUGUGGAGACAGACUGAAGACUCUGGAGCAGAGAGCACAGAAGCAGCACCAGCGGUGCCUGGCACACUCCCUGGUUGGGACUCCAAAUUACAUUGCACCAGAGGUGCUUCUCCGCAAAGGGUACACUCAGCUCUGUGACUGGUGGAGUGUCGGCGUGAUUCUCUUUGAGAUGCUGGUUGGACAGCCACCCUUCUUGGCACCCACUCCUACAGAAACUCAGCUGAAGGUAAUCAACUGGGAGAACACGCUGCACAUCCCGGCGCAGGUCCAGCUGAGCGCCGAGGCCCGGGACCUCAUCGCCAGGCUGUGCUGCGCGGCCGAAUGCCGCCUGGGCAGGGAUGGGGCCGACGAGCUCAAGGCGCACCCGUUCUUCAGCUCCAUCGACUUCUCCCGCGACAUCCGGAGGCAGCCCGCCCCCUACGUCCCCACUAUCAGCCACCCUAUGGACACCUCAAAUUUUGACCCCGUGGAUGAAGAAAGCCCUUGGCAUGAAGGCAGCGAGGGGAGCACCAAGGCUUGGGACACACUUGCCUCCCCCAGCAGCAAGCAUCCAGAGCACGCCUUCUACGAGUUCACCUUCCGCAGGUUCUUCGACGACAAUGGCUACCCCUUCCGGUGCCCGAAGCCUCCAGGCACCGACGCCCCGCGGCCUGAGAGCUCGGCCUGCGACAAGCCGAAGCCGGAGCCUGAGCCCGGGGAUGCAGGCGAAGGCUGCCGCCCGGUGUAUGUAUAGCGGGUGCCGGGGCAGCUGGCUGCUUCAGAACUUGGGCCACACAUGGGUGGCUUCCGCUGCCCGUAGUCCACUAAUUACUUCUUGUGAAAUUCUCCUCUCCGCAAAAAAAAAAAAAAAAGAAAGAAACUUUUUUAUUAAA
Jaculus jaculus (lesser Egyptian jerboa) is the source of this 10383-nucleotide messenger RNA. RefSeq names its product large tumor suppressor kinase 2 (gene Lats2). The record is from RefSeq and is a predicted model, not a curated record. Gene Ontology annotation, molecular function: ATP binding; protein binding; protein serine/threonine kinase activity. The coding region runs from base 7239 to 10244 and encodes 1001 amino acids. The transcript is spliced from 8 exons. NCBI's taxonomy places the organism in Eukaryota, Metazoa, Chordata, Mammalia, Rodentia, Dipodidae. Gene Ontology annotation, biological process: regulation of organ growth; positive regulation of apoptotic process; peptidyl-serine phosphorylation. Gene Ontology annotation, cellular component: nucleus; spindle pole.